Paramecium primaurelia is the source of this 3781-nucleotide messenger RNA. The record is from the annotation of a GenBank genome assembly. Lineage: Eukaryota; Ciliophora; Oligohymenophorea; Peniculida; Parameciidae.
AUGUCAAACACUCUCUUUCAAAGAAAUAGCAAUACUAAUAUUUUUUAAACAAGCAUACCUAAUUCUAAUUCCUGGACUAUACCUUAGUAUAUUAUUUUCUCAUUUUAAGAACAUAAAGAAAACGUGAUGUCCAAGGUUCAUAUAGAGCCAAAUUUGAAUAAAUCAAAAUUCAGGUUGUGGAUGACAAAAAUGUAUUAUCUACUUCAAUUAUCUUUUAACCUUAAUAUGAAAAAAUGGUAAUCUUACCUAUUAAUUCUAGACAAUAAUAAUGAUAAGAUUAGAGGAUUAUUAUUUGAUUAGAGCUUAAUAAAUAGAUGAUUAUCAUAUAACUAUUAUCCAAAAUGCAAUUCAUUAAAAAAGAUUUAAUUCUUCUAUAAUUUCCAAAGUGGCUGGUUAAGGUAAAUCUACAUUCUACAUUAGUUAUCAAAGUACCUGUAUUUCAAAUAUAAAAAAGUGCUAAUUCAAUAUGGGAAUCCAAUAAUCAAUCUUAAUUAUAACAAAAUAUAUUUAAUACAACUAGUUCCUCUUUCAAUGAUAAUAGAUAAUAAAAUAAUUUUUUUAGUUCAAUUAACAACUAAAAUAAUUAGUAAUAAAAGUAAUUUGAAAAUAUAUUUAAUACUGCUCCAACCAAUACUAAUUCAUUCAAUAUAUUCUCUAAUUCUAGAUAAGAUUAAUUAUAAUCAAAUAUUUUCAACUAAAAUGUUUUUAAUAAUAAUAACAAAUCUCAAUCAGAAUACAAUAAUUAUUAAUCAAAAGAAUAAAAUCUUCCUUGGAUGUAAUAAACAUAGAAUAUAUUUUAAUAAAACAAACCCUAAUUACAAAUUUAAAUUCCUAAUUAAUAAUCAUUUAAUUCAAAUAAUGAUGUUAUCUAAUUUAAUAAUAAUCAAUCUAUUAAUUCAAUAUUUUCUUAACCAUAAUAAUUAUAAUUAUAAUAAAUGAAUAAUAUAUAAUCACCAUUUUUCUAAUAAUAAUAAUAAUAAUAAUUAUUAUUUUAUUAAUAAUAAUAAUAAUAAUCAUAAUUUUAAUAAUAAUUGUAAAUGAUUCCUUUACAGAUGUCUUAAUAACUAUAUCAACCAUUUUAAAAUAUAAAUAACAUCAAUUUGUUAUCUAAUGAUUUACAAAUGAUAUCAUAUUAAAAUUAAAUGAAUCCUAUUUAAUUUAUUAAAUAAUCAGUAGAUAUGAUAAACACUUUCACAACCACAUUAAAUAACUCUAUCUAAGAAAUGGAGAAAUUGUAUAAAUUAGAAGAAGAUAAAUAUUUAGAAUAAGAAUACCUUAUUAAUUAACUUGAAUAAAAAAAAAGAAUUGAAAGAUUAAAAAAAUAAUAAGAAAUCAAUUUAUUACCUAAAAAGAAAAAUGAUUCACAAAAUCUCUUUAGAAUCAUUCCCUCAUCUAAUAAUAUUACUAUACCCAUUAGUUAAAAAAGUUCAAGAAUUAGCAUAUAAUAAUAAUAAUAAGUUAAUUGUGGUAAUAAUGUAAGCAAAAUUUCAUAAAAAUCAAUCAAGACUAAAAAAGAAUAUAUUAUUGAAAUCUAUUUUGAAGAAAGUGAAAAUUUUAUCACAUUCAAUGAAGAAUUUAAAGAUAUUAAAUCAAAAAAUGAUUUUAAAGAACAAAUUCUUUAAAAAAUUGAUUUAAUGUAAGUCUUUAAAAAUGAUAAAGCUGCUUAUUUUGCAAAUAGUGAAUUUAUUAUAGAUGAAAACAAUAAUUAAGAUAAUCAUUAAACUUUAUCAUUUCGAAUAUAAUAAACUUAUAGGCCUAUCUUAACAAAAUAAGGAUAUUACACAUUACCUGAUAUCAAUUAAUUAACUAUCAAUCAAUUAAAACAUGUUGAAGAUUUCACAAUUUAUAAUGAAUUUGGAUCAUUGAGAUGGGAUACUCCAACAAAUUUAUUAUAUUUAAAUUUAGAUAGAAUAGUUGAUAUAUAAGAUUCCAAGGUAGAAGUAUAUGAUUUAGAUCAAAUUCAUGAAUAUCUGAAACCAAAAGUUAAUAAGAAAUUAAAUAAAUCAUGUUUAAUUACUUUGAAGGUUCCAGUCCCAAUUAAUCAAGAGAAUUAUGAAAAGGAACAUAAAUUUCUAUAAUAAAAAUGCAAAGAAUAAAAUAUUGAAUUAGUAGAAAUAGAUUAAAUAAAAUAAUAAUUUGUAGUUAGAGUUGAUCAUUUCUCCAUUUAUACAUUUGUACAUGAUGAAAAUGAAGAAUAACAAUAAUAAUAAUAAUAAUAAACAUCAAAUUAAAAUAAUAAUUAAUAAUAAUAAUUAAUUGAUAACACAGAGAAUAUUAAAAAUUUAGAAUUUUAUGAGAAUCAUGCACUAUUCUUACAAUAAGUUAAUGAAAUUAGUAGUUUAACAAAAUAAUCUACUAAUUUAAAGAUUAAAAAAAUUAAUUAAACAAAAAGAUAAAAUAUAGAACUAGUGUAAGAUUUCUAGAUUUGUGUAAAUAAUAAAGAAAUAAUUAAUAUUGAUUAUCAGAUAUGUCAAUUUUUCAUGUAAGGAUUUGAAAUUUAAAAAGAAAGUCCUAUAGAAAAUAUAUUUUGUAUCAAAUUAUUGAAAUGUUUAUUCACAUUAAGAAAAGAUAUAUAAUCUAAUUUAGUUAUUAAUGAAAAGAGAUUACUAGGAUAGAGAUUGUAGUAUUAUAAUAUAUUAUUUGGGAAUUCACUUAUACAACUUCAGGAUUAUAUUGAAUUUUUGGAAUAACAUCCUGGUUAAUUUGAUUUUUCAGAUAUAGAAUAAUUUUAGAGACCUAAUUAAUUUUAAUAAGGAUUAAGUUUAGUUUUAUAUUUAGAAUAAAUUUUAGCCUCUAGAAUAAAAGACUAAACUGAUAGUUCAUACACAGAAAAAGUAAUAAAAGAAAUAAAGAAUAAAAAUAUUUUAAAUUAAACUUAGAAAUAAUAAUAAAUUUUAUAAUUUUUAUCUUCUCUACCUUCACAAGAGAUUAAUUUACCCUUUAAAGUGGAUGAUUGGAUUAGUAUGAUAUUUGAAUGGAAAGUUUAACAAAAUGCUGUCUAAUAUUCAUAAGAAUGGUGGUUAGGUUUAUUAAAUUUAUUGGAGUAAUGUGAAAUUUAAUCUACUGAAUUAGCUUCACUCAUGUACUUUUUAUAUUCAAAGUUUAAUCGAUCUUUAGAGAAAAUCUAUAAUUAUUUAAAUUAAAAUCAUAAUUAAAUGUCUUUAUUUUUAGAAAUAUUAAUUUAUAAUUAUGAUAAAGCUAAUAUAAAAAUACAUAAAAGAAUUAUCACAAAUAAAUUAACAUUUUUAAUAGAAAAUAAAGAAAGUAGUGAGUUUAUUUUGUAAAUCUUAGAAUAAUUUUAAGAUUUAUUUAGUUUAAGUGAAAUACAAAAAUAUAAAGGAUCAAUAGCAAAAAUGCAAAAUACAUUAUUUUACUUAAAUAGUUUUGAAAUAAUAAUUGAUGAAGAAGUUUAUUUAUAAAAAUUAAUUGAUCAAUAAGAUUUUAUAAAUUUAGGAAAUUAUAUAUUAUAGUUAAAUUCCCCUAAAUUUCAAAAAUAUGUUAAAUUUUUAUUUGAAUUCACAAUUCCAAUUUUAAUAAUAUUUGGAGAAAUUAAACUACUGGAAAGUAUCAACAAGAAAUUAAAGCACAAAAAAGACAUUUAUUAAAUGAAAAAAAGAGAAAAACAAAUAUUAGAUAUGAGUGAAGUAAUAUAUUAAGUUUAUAGUUUUAGGUAUUCUGUGGAACUAUGAUAUAUGAAAGUCAAAUUUUUUAAGAUUUUGAAUCAAAAAAUGUUUUUGAAUACUAAAUGUUAUAAGUGUUAAAUGAUUAUUAUUUUACAUGA